Callithrix jacchus (white-tufted-ear marmoset) is the source of this 488-nucleotide messenger RNA. Lineage: Eukaryota; Metazoa; Chordata; Mammalia; Primates; Cebidae. The record is from RefSeq and is a predicted model, not a curated record.
AUGUCGAGGACCUCGAAGGUGAUGCUGGACCUGUCGGGGCUGCUAACGGCGGCCACAGUGGCCGGCGUACCUGUGAAGCAGCGGUGGGACCAGCAGAGGCUUCAUGACGGAGUUAUCAGAGACAUUCAGAGGCAAAAUCGGAAAAAGGAAAACAUUCGUCUUUUGGGAGAGCAGAUUAAAUUGACUAAGCAACUUGAAGCAGAAAGAGAGAUGUUGUUGGCAAAAGAAUCUCAAAAAACGACUUGAAUGUGAACUAUCGAUGGGACAGACAACAUGAGUGUGUGUGUGUGUGUGUGUGUGUGUGUGUGUGUGUGUGUUGACGGAGAGUAGCUUAGUGGCGUCUUCAUCUUUUUUUGGUCACUGUCCUUUUAAAGUUGAUCAGAUAAAGGACAGUGGAUCAUAUAUUGUAAAUUACUGCUUUCAGUGUCCCUUCUAUCUGAAUAAAGGAGUGUGGGCAGACGCUCUUUGGAAGAGCUUUGUCUGUAUGA